This is a messenger RNA of Colletes gigas, 1100 nucleotides long. Its product is annotated as eukaryotic translation initiation factor 4E type 3-like. The transcript is spliced from 6 exons. Gene Ontology annotation, molecular function: RNA 7-methylguanosine cap binding; translation initiation factor activity. The coding region runs from base 19 to 726 and encodes 235 amino acids. Gene Ontology annotation, biological process: translational initiation. The record is from RefSeq and is a predicted model, not a curated record. Gene Ontology annotation, cellular component: eukaryotic translation initiation factor 4F complex. Lineage: Eukaryota; Metazoa; Arthropoda; Insecta; Hymenoptera; Colletidae.
CACGUACGCGUAUCUAGCAUGCGUGAGUGUGCACCCGACGAUGCUUUUCUGGCAUCACUGCAUGUAUGUAUGUAUUUUGUCGUCGUUUCGAACAUGGCCGCGGUGGAGUGUAAAUCGAAAGACGAUAACUCGGCGGACUUAUCGGAAACGCCGGUAUUUUCUGAGGAAACUGUGAAAACGAUCGAAGGACAUGAAACGUUGGGAAUACCGUUGCAAUCUUCAUGGACGUUCUGGUUGGACAAAGCUGUAUCUGGUACAACUGUUGAAGAAUAUAAAGAAAAUUUAACGAAGAUUUAUACAGUGAACACUGUACAAAGUUUUUGGGCAGUCUUCAAUAAUAUACCAAAUGCUAGUGCUAUGCAGGUUAGAUACAGUUAUCAUUUGAUGAGGGAUGAAAGAUAUCCCUUAUGGGAAGAACCUGUUAAUCAAAAAGGUGGAACAUGGAGAUUAAAAUGUCACAAAUCUGAUACUGAACAGAUUUGGAAAGAGAUGGUGCUUGCAGCUAUAGGAGAACAGUUUUCUGAAUGUAUGGCUGAAGAUGAUGAAAUUUGUGGGGUAACCGUUUCUAUCAGAGACAGAGAAGAUCUUAUUCAAAUAUGGAAUACCAAUGCAACUUUAGCAUCCAAAGCUACUGUUUUACAAAAAGUUUCUUCUUUGCUACCCAAUGUGAACUUUACAGAAUUUUAUAAACCCCACCAAUCUCAUCAUGCCUAUGGCCGUCGUUAGACACACAUAAACAUUGUUGGGAUAUUAAUUAGUCGUUAAACAUAAAAAUGUAAUCAUAUUCAUGAUUAUACCAAGAGUUUCGAUUAUACAAACACUUCCUACAAAAUCGCAACGGAAAAGAGUUAUAAAAAUGUUCAAUUCGUUAAUAAUAAAUUGUUUAUUACGAAGGCAUAAAAAUCGUUAAUCGUUAAUAUUGUAUUACUUUUAAAUUAUCAAAUAUAUUUUUAUAUUUACAAUAAAUGUCUACUUCUUAACCAGUAUGUAUAUGUAUAUGCGAUACUAAACUAUUUUUUGUUCGAAAGAAUCGAAAUCGUUAGGUAAGAUUUCGGUUUGUUUAGAUGAAAAAUCAAAUUUUUUUAUCGCAUUUUCUGGAA